CCCCCGCUUAGCCCAAGCCCCUGGGCUGCAGCCCCUAGAGCCCCUGCGCUAAUCCAGCCCUGGGCUGAGGGGACCGAGGCUGGCCGUGGAUGCAGCCUGGCCGUUUCAUUGCGAGGGCGUGUCGGAGGUUGCCCGCCCCGGGAAUGCCGCUGAGGGAGGCUCCUGCUGGGGCUGCCAGCAGGGCGGGCCGGGGAGCGGCUCCGGGGCUGAGGCAACUGGGCUGGCGCAGAGACUUGGAGGAGGCGGCUGCGCCGCCGAACUCGGAGCAGCCAGGUUUUUGCAAUUCCUAAGUAUUUGGCCUUUUCUGAGUAAGUAAUAUGGAGAUGGAGAAGAUGAACACAGAUAUGUCUGGUGAGGAGGAAGAGAAGGAGAACAAUGAAAGAAACUCUAGAGUUUGUACUAGCUGUGACAAGAUCCAUGAGUCCAUUUCCAAGUGGAUGCUUCCCGAAAAUGCCAGAGGAACCUACCUGGAAAGAGCAAACUGUAUCCCUCCUCCUCUCUUCAUCAUUUCCAUUAGUAUAGUUGAGCUGGCUGUAUUCAUUUAUUAUGCUGUUUGGAAGCCCCAGAAACAGUGGAUCACGCUGGAUACAGGUGUCUGGAACAGUCCCUUUAUUUAUAGGCCUGACAAGAGGGAAGAAGCUUGGAGAUUCAUUUCAUAUAUGCUAGUGCAUGCUGGCAUUCAACACAUUUUAGGAAAUCUCUUUCUGCAACUUAUUUUGGGGAUCCCCUUAGAAAUGGUUCAUAAAGGGCAUCGGGUUAGUCUGGUGUAUCUCGCAGGAGUGAUUGGAGGUUCCUUGGCUAGCUCAGUCUGUGAUCCCCUCCAGGCUCUCGUAGGGGCUUCAGGAGGAGUCUAUGCUCUCAUUGGAGGAUACUUUAUGAAUGUUUUAGUGAACUUCAGAGAAAUGAUUCCUUUGUUUGGAGUCUUCAGAUUGCUCCUCGCUGGGAUUAUAGUUGGAACUGAUAUGGGAUUUGCUCUGUACAGAAGAUUUAUUGCUCCUGUGAAUGGGCCUCAAAUUGAGCUCCUGCAGUCUAUCUGCUGAUCACUGUAAGGUAUGUUUUCUAAUCCUUAAUCAUUCUCGUGGCUCUUCUCUAAACCCUCUCCAAUUUUAUCAACAUCCUCAUCAAAUUGUGGACGCCAGAACUGGAUAAUAUUCCAGCAAUGGUUGCACCAGUGCCAAAUACAGAUGUAAAAUAACCUCUCUACUUCUACUUGAGAUUUCCCUGGAUCACAUCUUUUGGCCACAGCGUCACACUGGGAGCUCAUGUUUAGGUGAUUAUCCACC
Messenger RNA from Gopherus evgoodei (Goodes thornscrub tortoise), 1283 nucleotides. RefSeq names its product rhomboid like 2 (gene RHBDL2). Gene Ontology annotation, molecular function: serine-type endopeptidase activity. Lineage: Eukaryota; Metazoa; Chordata; Testudines; Testudinidae. Bases 318 to 1040 code for a protein of 240 amino acids. The transcript has 8 exons. Gene Ontology annotation, cellular component: membrane. The record is from RefSeq and is a predicted model, not a curated record.